This is a messenger RNA of Colletotrichum truncatum, 1683 nucleotides long. Its product is annotated as rhomboid family protein. The record is from RefSeq and is a predicted model, not a curated record. NCBI's taxonomy places the organism in Eukaryota, Fungi, Ascomycota, Sordariomycetes, Glomerellales, Glomerellaceae. Gene Ontology annotation, cellular component: membrane. Gene Ontology annotation, molecular function: serine-type endopeptidase activity.
AUGAAUACCUCACUCGGCCUCCUCCCUUCGCGAUCCCUCCUCCAACUCGGCCUGCGAUCCGCCUGUCGCCGCGCCGCAGCGACAUCUACCCCCAGCGCCAGCGUCUCUUUGGCGUCCCGGUUCCUCUCGACAUGUACCUCCCCUCGUACCGCUAGCAGACCGCCGUCAUGGUCGACGACACUGCACCGUAACCUAUGGCCCUCGGCAGCAGCCAGGGUGACACAACGAUACGCCUCCUCAGCCGCGAAAGAACCGGUUAUCAGAGAAUACGAGGACCUCCCGCUAGGAUACAAGGACAAGAACGGUCUGCGCUUCAGGGAUACAGAUCUCUCCGCCGCCGAGGUCAAGACCGUCUUCGGCCCCGGUAUCAAGCCCAAUGCCGCCAACCGGCUGCUGCGCAUUCUGCACGGCAGACGUGUGGCGGGAACCCUCGAUGAUCCGUCUUUCAGCAUCAACACCGCCGCUUUCACCGCCACACAGCGCGCUGCCGCGCUGGAGUACCUCCGCGAGAAUGUCCCCGUCGAUGAGAUCCUCAACGCCGGCCUGCGCGCCGAAGACGAGCUUGCGCAGCUGGAGAAGGAGCUCGCUGGGGAAACUGAGGAUAGCUCCACCGAGACUUCCUGCACCAAGUCUCUCAAAGACAAAGACACCGGCGAGACCGCCAUUAAGCCGGACCCCGUGUACGGGUACAGCGUCAUGGACGCCAUCCGCACCAAGAACCAGGCCAAAGCAAAGGCGGAGGAAGAGCGUCUCGCCAAGGAAGCAGAGGAAAAGGGUCUCCCGCCGCCGGGAACCGUCUCUGGUCCGCUUAUCGAGCGCCCGCCCAUGAGCCCGCGUAUGCAGAAGUGGAUGGAGGAGGGCACGUCUGACCUCGAAGCCCCGCCGCCGCUGUCCGUCUUCGAGCGCAUCCUCCCCUCCGCCGCCGUCGUCCUCCUCAUGAUCGGAAUCUUCUCCGCCUUUGCAAUGGUAUACACGCCUCCCCGCGAAGUCGACCGUCUCUUCCCCGAGGUGACGGCAUCAACGGCGACGGUCGGAGCGCUGAUCGCUCUUAACGCGCUCAUCUUCGUAGCAUGGCGCGUCCCGCCGCUGUGGAAAUUCCUCAACACAAACUUCGUCCUCGUCCACGGCAUGCCGCGCGCCGUCACCAUGCUCACGGCCAACUUCUCCCACGUCUCCCUGAGCCACAUCUUGCCCAACAUGCUCGGUCUAUGGUUCGUCGGCACGGCGCUGCACGACGAGGUCGGCCGCGCGAACUUCCUCGCAAUCUACUUCUCCUCCGGCGCCGUCGGCCUGCUCGGCAGUCUCGCCGUGUACACCCUCCGCGGCCUCCUGACGGUCUCCACCAUUGGCGCGUCGGGCGCCGUGUUCGGCGUCGCGACCGCCUACUUUUGGAUGCACCGCUUCGACUCGUUCAAGGUUCUCGGGUUCCCGCCCGACCCGAUGAACGGGCCGCAGGGUCUGGGCUUCAUCGGCCUGAUCCUCGGCGUGCACGUUUACGCCAUGUUUAGGCGCGGCAAGCAGACUAUCGAUUUGACGUCGCACUUGUUCGGCAUGCUUGCGGGCCUGGUCGGCGUCGAGCUCGUCACGCGGCGGAAGGAGAAGACUGAGGGGGAGCGUGUGGAGAAGAUGAGGGAGGAUCUGGUGAAGGACGCGCCGCCUCACGACGAGGAUGUCAAGGCGUAG